GCACUCGACAGAACAUGUAGUUGAGGCUGAGAAGAAGAAACUUGAAAGGGGGAACCAAAGAAAAAAGGAAGGAGAAGAAGCGGAAGAAGAAGAAACAGAAGCACUUGAAAUUGGUGCAGAGGGAGGGGGCGCAAGAAGGAAGAGAGAAAAUGGAUGACUAUACUCGCGAAAUGAUGGACCUGAAGACACUCGUCACGCGCACCCUCGAGAAGAAAGGCGUCCUCGCCAGGAUCCGCGCUGAACUCAGAGCAAGCGUUUUCGAGGCUAUCGAAGAGGAGGAUCGGGUAAUCGAGAAGGAACCUGCAUUGCCUCCUGCAUUGCUUGGUAGCUGCAACGAUCGAGCCAAACAGCUUCACGCUUCUCCCUCAGGUAGACUCCUUACUGCGCUCAUUUGUGAAUACCUAGACUGGGCGCAACUCAAUCACACGUUGAAGGUUUACCUUCCAGAAUGUAAUUUGGAAAAGGAUUUUUGGAAGGCUGAGCUGAAAGAAUUUAGUAGCAAAAAUGGAUACGACCUCAACAGAAAUGGAGAUAGCCCUCUACUCUUGGAUGUGCUUGAAGGAUUCUUGAGAUUUGAGAAUCUAUCCCAAGCACGGGCUUUGCCAAACUCAGACUCCCGAAACAUGCGAAGGCCUUCUUCAUCAUCUGUUGCCGGUGGCUUGCCACCGCUGGGAAGGGCUGUUCCUUCAUCGCAGGCAUCCGAUAGAAGAGGAGGAUCCUCCACAUCUGCAUAUAGGAUGGAUGAGUACAAUUGGCGAUAUGACAGUGAUGAACUUCCUGAGGGUGUAAUUCAAGCCUCAAGUGCACUGGAAAAUCUUCAUUUGGACAGGAAGGCUCGGAAUCUAACAUCUUCUUGGAGGUUGGUUCUGAUGCAAUUCUUUUUUGUUCUUCUCUUGUAAUUGCUCAACAAUUCA
Arachis duranensis is the source of this 914-nucleotide messenger RNA. RefSeq names its product protein TONNEAU 1b. Bases 150 to 899 code for a protein of 249 amino acids. The transcript has 7 exons. Gene Ontology annotation, molecular function: protein binding. The record is from RefSeq and is a predicted model, not a curated record. NCBI's taxonomy places the organism in Eukaryota, Viridiplantae, Streptophyta, Magnoliopsida, Fabales, Fabaceae.